Messenger RNA from Aphidius gifuensis, 2028 nucleotides. It is a transcript of the gene fs(2)ltoPP43, whose product is annotated as protein PFC0760c. Gene Ontology annotation, biological process: developmental process. Lineage: Eukaryota; Metazoa; Arthropoda; Insecta; Hymenoptera; Braconidae. The coding region runs from base 116 to 1996 and encodes 626 amino acids. The transcript has 6 exons. The record is from RefSeq and is a predicted model, not a curated record.
UUGACCAUGACCUUUCUCUCUCUGGACUGUGUUUUUGACAUGAGCACAUUCUGGAAGCAUUGUUUUGAAAUAUUUUUAUCUUUAAAUUAAUAAAUAUACCUAUAACAAAUAAAUAAUGGCAACUGUUCUUCGUGUUAAACGUCGUUGUGAAGAUGAACCACUGGAUCAUUUAUUAAUAUCAUGUAAACGUAAAAAAAUUAAUGAAGAAACGAAAGAAACACAUGUUGAUGCUGAUGUACAAAAUCUACACAGAGCAGUUGUUAAAUUUGCUGGAACAUUCGAUAACCAGGACAUAAAUAUUGCCAAACAUUUAAAGAACCAAACAAAAGAUGAUAUUGAGACAAAUUAUAAAAAACCAACAAUAAAAAAUGUCAUUGAAAAUUCAAGAAUUAAAGUCAAAGAAUCAUCAAGACAUAAUCGUUGGAAAGUUACAAAUUGUUCACGUUCUGUUGAUAAUAAAAUUGAUGAUGAUGAUGAAAAAAUAAGUGACAAUGGAAUGACAAUAAUUGAUGUUGAAGAUUGUUCAACUGAGUUACCACAUGAUGAAGCAGCAAAAUAUGUUUAUGAUAUUUAUUAUGCUGAAAAUAAUAAUGAUGAAUUGUCAUUUGAUACUGGUGUGACAAUCCAUGAAAUGGAAGAAGACUGGCUAGUUUAUGAUGAUCAUCGUGAAGGCGAAGGAUAUAACUGUGAUGAUCCUGAUGAUUCAGAUUCAAAUUCAGAAUCAAAUUGGCGUACAGAUUAUGGUGAUGAAGAAGGUGAUAAAGAUGAUGAUAAUUCAAUAAAUGAAGAUGAUAUGAUACAUGCAUUUAAUACAUUUGGUGUUGAAUAUGAUUUAUCAAGUGACGAUGAAUUAUAUGGUGAUGUUUAUGAUAUGUCUAAAUUAAGACUCAAAGAUUUCGUAGCUGCUGCAGAUGAUAAUUAUGAUGAUGAUGAUAGAACUAGAAGUGACAGCGAAAUGAGUAAUUAUAGUGGUCCAAUUAUAACUGAAAUUAAUAGUGAUGAUGAAGAAACUAUAAUGGCAACUGUUCUUCGUGUUAAACGUCGUUGUGAAGAUGAACCACUAGAUCAUUUAUUAAUAUCAUGUAAACGUAAAAAAAUUAAUGAAGAAACUGAAGAAUCACAUGUUGAAGCUGAUGUACAAAAUCUACACAGAGCAGUUGUUAAAUUUGCUGGAACAUUCGACCACCAAGAAAUAAAUAUUGCCAAACAUUUAAAGAACCAAACAAAAGAUGAUAUUGAGACAAAUUAUAAAAAACCAACAAUAAAAAAUGUCAUUGAAAAUUCAAGAAUUAAAGUCAAAGAAUCAUCAAGACAAAAUCGUUGGAAAGUUAUAAACUGCUCACGUUCUGUUGAUAAUAAAAUUGAUGAUGAUGAUGAAAAAAUAAGUGACAAUGGAAUGACAAUAAUUGAUGUUGAAGAUUGUUCAACUGAGUUACCACAUGAUGAAGCAGCAAAAUAUGUUUAUGAUAUUUAUUAUGCUGAAAAUGAUAGUAAUGAUGAAUUGUCAUUUGAUACUGGUGUGACAAUUCAUGAAAUGGAAGAAGGCUGGUUAGUUUAUGAUGAUCAUCGUGAAGGUGAAGGAUAUAAUUGUGAUGAUCCUGAUGAUUCAGAUUCAAAUUCAGAAUCAAAUUGGCGAACGGAUUAUGGUGAUGAAGAAGAUGAUUACAUUGAUAAUGAUAAUGAUAGUUUAGUAGAUGAAGAUGACAUGGUACAGGCAUUUAAUAGAUGUGGUGUUGAUGAUGAAUUUGAUAAUCCAUAUGAUGAGGAAUCGUCUGAUGAUGAUGAUUAUUAUAAGGAUAAACUUGAUCAAGCUGAUAUUAAUAUUGGUGGUCUUUUAUAUGCCAAGUACAAAGCUAAAUUGAGACUCAAAGUAAAUAGAUUAGAUGAAGAUGAUGACGAUGAUGAUGAUAAAACUAAAAGUGACAGUGAAACGAGUAAUUCCAGUGAUUCAAUUGUAACUGAAAAUAGUACAGAUGAUGAACAAAUGAUUGAAUAACUUGAUCUUUCUUUAUUUUUAUGUAUAAAAUA